UUCUCCGGACCGGUUUAGUCAGUUUGGAUUUGCUUUCCGCGAAAUAACUUGAAUCAAGUUCGAAAAUUUUAAGAGCCCACUGCAACACAAACAUGCCAUCUUAUCUUGCACCUUGCACUGCAGUUCUGCUGAUGUGCCUGAUUAUUGGCAGGGCGAAUGGGGCCGUCGAGGAGCAAAGUUAUUUCUUCGGUUCCCGUGCCGUUACGGACGUUCUGUGUCAGCAGAUGACGCUCAGUAAAGGAACGCAGACGCCGGCCACAGUCAGCUAUAAUACGAAUUUGACUACGAAACGAAUUGUGAUGGUUACCGUUAAUGCCGAUAAGAAUUCUAUUCUCGGAUAUACCGUUCAGAUAGCGAGUGGUGCAAUCAACUCGACUACCGUUACCUUCAAUGUUGUUGGGGCGGCUUACUUGCCGUACAAUAUUAUUUUCGAUUUUUACUGUAACCCCUAGAGAAAUAAGUUAGUUAAAUAAAAACAAAAGUGUGUGAUAGGAAUUAAA
Messenger RNA from Wyeomyia smithii (pitcher-plant mosquito), 500 nucleotides. RefSeq lists its product as uncharacterized. Bases 93 to 452 code for a protein of 119 amino acids. The transcript is spliced from 2 exons. The record is from RefSeq and is a predicted model, not a curated record. NCBI's taxonomy places the organism in Eukaryota, Metazoa, Arthropoda, Insecta, Diptera, Culicidae.